AUGCCUCGCUUCACGAGUCCAUUCGAUGGAGCCCAGCUCUUCUAUAGAGAUUAUCAGCCUACAAGCAAACUCCAACCUUAUCAACCGAACAAAACAGAAGCAGAAAAACAAAAGCCAGCGUUGGUAUUCAUCCACGGCUGGCCAAUGUCUUCGCUGAUGUUCGAGCACCUAAUCCUACCCCUCUGCGAAAGUCAACAGUAUAGAUGCAUUGCCCCUGACCGACGUGGUUUCGGCAAUAGUGACUGGAAUGGUCCCGAACCGGGGAUGGAACAGAUAGACUAUAACGUAUUUGCACAAGACACGGCCCAUCUGUUAGAGAAACUUGACAUUAGACCGUUUGUCUUUGUUGCCGCAAGCAUGGGACCAGGAGAAACACUCUUAGCUUACGAGCGCAGCGAAUUCGUUCGAAGUAACUGCAAGGGAUUCUUUUGGGUAGGCCCUGCGCUUCCAUUUCCUCUGGCUACUCCAGAAAAUCCCAAUGCGCCACCGCGCGAAUUGUGGGACUCGAUGCUCGAAGGAUUCCGUAAAUCACGAGCUGAUUACACCCAUGAAGCUCUUCCGCCUUCGCUAUUCGUCCUAUCAUCCAAGCGGACGAUAUCAGAGUUCACACUCCGCCGACUCGAAAACAUUGUCGCAAUGGUUGAUGCCAUUGCUAUUGAGCGAUGCGUUCAGAUUAUUACAAGCUUAGACUUCACAGACCGCUUGCAGAAGCUUGGUGCAAAUACUGAUGUACCUAUCAUGUGCGUUCAUGGGGAUCAGGACUUGGGCUGUCCCUACGAGGCAAGUUCCAAAGUCAUCAAGGAAAUUAUUCCCAGGACGAAUGUUAAAAUGUACGAGUCAGGCGCUCACGGUCUGUAUCUGACACACAGUAAUGAAUUUCUUGGGGAUUUAUUGGGCUUCGUUGACGGAUUGCACUGGCCAACAUCUUACUAA
Molecule: messenger RNA, 933 nt
Organism: Paracoccidioides lutzii Pb01
Exons: 3
Coding region: 1-933 (310 amino acids)
Molecular function (GO): catalytic activity
Source: RefSeq, a predicted model, not a curated record